Molecule: messenger RNA, 1190 nt
Organism: Salvia miltiorrhiza (redroot sage)
Lineage: Eukaryota; Viridiplantae; Streptophyta; Magnoliopsida; Lamiales; Lamiaceae
Product: E3 ubiquitin-protein ligase DA2L-like
Exons: 3
Coding region: 394-636 (80 amino acids)
Cellular component (GO): cytoplasm
Source: RefSeq, a predicted model, not a curated record
UGUGAGUGUGAGUUACUCAUUAUUGCUGAGUUAAGCUGAAUAAUGGGCAAAGAUGGCUUAAUUUAACGAAUUUACGUAUUUGGCUAAUUUGUUGAACGGAGUUGGUUAUGAAUGUGUGGUGUGAUGCUAUCCUCAAUUCCUUACUAUCAGUGUAUUAUGUAUGUGGUGAUGUUUCUCCUGUACGUUUUAAGAAUUUUAUCAAGAGAAAUCUAAUAAUAGAUGAGGCACUUUCAAGAUUCAUAUAUCCUAUUUGUUCGUUGAAGUUUAUGCAAUUGCAGAAAUUGAGAUUUUAGAUUUUGGUACGUGGAAAGGAAUCAGUAGGAUUAUUUUUUAUCUGAUGUCUUGUGUUUUGAUUUUACUGAAGUGCUCCUACUUUUAGAGUGUUUUUUGCAGAUGAAGACCCCCAAUUCAACACGGCCUACACAGUGUCCGUUCUGCAAAACCUCAAAUUAUGCUGUGGAGUAUCGAGGUGUUAAGACGAAGGAGGAGAAAAGCAUGGAGCAACUUGAAGAACAACGAGUUAUUGAGGCCAAAAUAAGGAUGAGGCAUCAAGAACUUCAGGAUGAAGAAAAGUCGCUGAAACUAAGAGAAAUAAGCUCUUCUAGCAGUAUGAGAGCACCAACUGAGGUUGAAUAAUGCUCAACCCGAGGUAACAGGUCUAAGCCUCAAGUAACAGAUAUUAAUUUCUUGCUUGUGUAACCAUUGUGCUUUGCCUGUAUACAGCACCCACUUCUGUUUCUGCUAUAGGAAGUGAAGAAAUUUUUGCUUCACAUGAGUCCAGUGAAACUUCAGCGGUAAGACCACCUCCACGCCAAAGGCAGAUUAGGUAUGGCAUUUUUCCUUUUAUUAGCUUAGUUUAUUUAGAAAGCCAUUGCUGUAUUUUAGUUCUUCUCGAAUCUGAAAGUUUAAAAAAGUUUUCCCUGAGUAUCACAUGGCUAUUUUUGUUGAUUUUGGUUUACCUUAGAAAACUUACACCAUAUGUGAAUUCGUUUGACCUAUAUCUAUAGGUUAAUAAUUUUCAUUAGAUUGCAUCUAUAAGGGGGUAGGGUAGUUCGCGAAGUUGCUAGUAUCUUAGUGCAAGCUCAAGAUUUAGCAUGAUCAUGAUAUGUUAUCUUAGGCUAUUAGCAUAACUUUUUGUUGGAAUUGGGAAGUGAUGACAUGAGUUGGUGGAGUCGAUGAAUUCCUUCUGU